UGGGAAAGUUCCAAGUGAGAAAAAACAGAGGACAGGAAGUCCAGUGGUUUGCAGAUGGCCGGGCCUGAGGAGACUCCGCCAGCCCUUCCUCAGGACGAAGGGGGCCAGGAAGCUGAAGGGAUGCCCAUCCUAUUGCCCACCCUGAAGGGCAGCUGCUUCGACCAUCCCCUGCACCAGAGGCUUCUCCAUGCCACCCGGCGCUGCAGCAGUCCUACCUCAGCUCUAACGCCUAAGGUGUCAAAGAAGCCCAAGGUGCAUGCGGCCAGGGACAUGUUCCCCAUUGACUGGAGCCCGCCACCUGUAGAGUUCCUGAACCUGAGGGUACCACCAGCAGGCAGGGGAACCCCAGGCCCGAGGUGGGUUGAUGCAGUGGGGCCUCACGGCCUGAGGACAUGGGCCCACCAGCUGCCUGACAAGUUAGAGCAGGAGCCCCAGGACUCGGACCCCCAGGGGAAUCUGGCCUCACUGGAGGAGCCAUUCUGGAACAUGGCAGGCCCGAGCCAAAAGGCUGAAGUGAUGGACACCCACACCUUGUUCACCUCUGGGGCCUCAGAGAGCUACAUCAAUAGCUUAGACUACUUACUGCAGGAGAAGCGGGACCAGGCCCUGGAGCAGGAACGAGAGCAGCUGCUUCUACAUGACCGUCCCCAACUCAGCUUCCUGGAUCGGGAUGAAGAUGAAGUGCCUCUCACACCUGAGCACAGGAUGCUGGUGGAGAGGUUCUCCGUGUCGCCUCAGGUCAUCCCGCUGGUGCACCCCGGGGAGACGGUGUUUCUACCCAGGCAUCAGCCCCUGCCCUGCAUCCUGGACCGUUCACAGCUCAAGCCACGGAGCCACCUGGAAGAAUGGUUCCUCAGCUGCCCGCCCGCCCAGCAGCUCUCCUUCCUGCACAUGGGCCUCCUGAGCAACCUCUACUUGCACACCCCCGACUGCCCAGUGGCCCUGCUCCGAUGGCUCUUCCAGCUGUUGACAUGGCCUCCAGAAACUUCUUUGGGAGCCUUCAGUCUCCUAUGGGAUCUCAGCGUGGAUGGGCUCUUCCAACAGUCUGAUGGAGACAAGCGAUGGUGGUGCCCCUCGCUGCAAGAGGUCAUGGAAACAUUCCACAGCUUGGGAGCCUGCAGCCCUGCGCUGGACCCCAGUCAGCCCGGUGAGAGAGUGCUUAAAAACGACAUCAACCUGAGCUGGAGUCAGCCGCAGGACAGCCCCCCAGAGACUGCCUUGGACCUUAGCCUAAGCUACAUCUGUAAGUUCCUGGCGCUGUGUGCCCUAGCCCAGCCAACGGCCUACACCGAUGGGGAGCUCUUGGGCCUGAUUGAGCUCCUGUGCCGAGCUGGCCUAGAUGUGGGGCUCCGCCUGCUACCCAAGACUGAUCUUCAGCAGCUUCUGCUUCUGCUCCUGGAGAACAUCCAUGAGUGGCCCGGGCAGCUCCAGCCGCUGUGCUGUACCCUGAGCAAGGUGUCAGAUCACCACCACAACCUGCUGGCCCUCGUGCAGUUCUUCAUGGAUGUGACCUCUCGGAGCAGGCAGCUUCGAAGCCAGCUCAGCCUCCUGGUCAUUGCCCAGAUGCUGGACCAGCAAGAGACGCUUCCUCUCUGGCAAGAGAAGGCCCAGCUGUUUUUGCUCAGCCAGCUCCUGAGUCUCAUGAGGCCAUCAUCCCUCAGGCAGCAUCUGGGCUCUGUGACCUUGCCACCCGGCCAGGAGCAACAGCCAAAGGCCAGUGCUGAGCUAGACCACAAGGCCUGCUACCUAUGCCACAGCCUGCUGACGCUGGCCGGAGUGGUGGUCAGCUGCCAGGACAUUACUCCAGACCAGUGGGGGGAGCUGCAGCUGCUGUGCAUGCAACUGGACCGUCACAUCAGCACCCAUAUCCGGGAGAGCCCCCAGGCCAUGCACCGGACCAGACUCAAGGACCUGGCAGCCCAGACCUAUAUUCGCUGGCAGGAGCUGCUGGCCCACUGCCAGCCCCAGGCCCAGUACUUCAGCCCCUGGAAAGACUAAAAGAGCAGGGCACAGCUGGUCCCCAGCUCUUGGCUCUGGCUGGAAGUGAAUGGGGAUCAAGCAACAGGAGGAAGCGAAGAACAGAGGCCAGAGGAGGGCCAGUAUGAUGAAGUGAGAGCCUGCUUCCACACUGCCCCUGACCCCCACCGGGCAAUGGAUAGGUCUCCCUGCCUGGCCCACCCCUCAGCCCUCCUUCCCUCCCAGCUGUCUCCUCUGCCCCAAGGAUUUUGUCUCCACUCUCCGGUUUCCCAGGGCCUCCUGGGCCCUCCCCACCGUCCUUCCUCCCUCUGUCACUAAUGUGAGCUUUCUUUGUGCAUACUAAAGUCUUAUUUCAGCAUCGGUGGUUUAGAAAAUUUCCUUCAAUCCCUGUCCUGAGGGCUCUUGCCCAGGGUCCAGUU
This is a messenger RNA of Lontra canadensis (Northern American river otter), 2396 nucleotides long. It is a transcript of the gene FAM178B, whose product is annotated as family with sequence similarity 178 member B. The record is from RefSeq and is a predicted model, not a curated record. Bases 55 to 1998 code for a protein of 647 amino acids. Lineage: Eukaryota; Metazoa; Chordata; Mammalia; Carnivora; Mustelidae. The transcript has 17 exons.